AAAUACCGUCCCAUCCCUAACCCUAAAACAUUUCUAUUUUUUUCGGUAUAAUUCAAAAGUAAAUAGGCAGACUUUUGCCUUAUUGAUGCUUCAACAAUUAUACAAGCAGUGUAUUUUAUUCAAUUGAAUAAAUGAUUUGAAAAAAUUGAAAAUGCUUCUUACUAGACUAGGAAGAUUUUUCAGGAUUAAUUUCCGUAGAAAUUAUAAAGAAAGUAAUUCUUCACAAGUAAUUUAUUUACCUAGAUAUAGAUAUAAUAAAUAUUUUUUCAAUUAUGACCAAAUAAAGUAUUUAACAAUGGUAUUAUCUGGAUAUUGUGCUUAUGCAUAUUGUAAUAAAGAUUUCAUAAUUCCAAGAGUAAAUGCCGAUGCUAAACAUCUCUUCAAUCCUGGAGGAAGAAAAAACUUUAAUUUCUUAGCUGAUGUUGUGGAAAUAGUGGCUCCAGCUCUAGUUUACAUUGAAAUUAAGGAUAAAAGAUUAGAUUUUUUCACAGGCAGGCCCAUCACAAUUUCAAAUGGUUCUGGUUUUCUAGUUGAGUCUGAUGGCUUAAUUGUUACAAAUGCUCAUGUUGUUACUAAUAGAGCUAGUGCUAUAGUUGAAGUUAAAUUGUAUGAUGGAAGAACUUACAAAGGUGUUAUUGAAAGUGUUGAUAUACAAAGUGAUUUGGCUACAGUGAGAAUUCCCGAGAAAAAUCUUCCGGUUAUGAAAUUGGGAAAUUCUUCUAAUUUACGCCCUGGAGAAUUUGUUAUUGCUUUAGGAAGUCCUUUAGCAUUGAGUAAUACAGUUACCUCUGGUGUAGUCAGUUCUGUUCAUAGAGGUUCACAAGAACUUGGUCUUAUGGGAAAAGAUAUGGCAUAUAUUCAGACUGAUGCAGCUAUUACUUUUGGAAAUUCUGGAGGACCAUUAGUAAAUUUGGAUGGAGAGGCAAUAGGUGUCAACAGUAUGAAAGUAACACCUGGUAUUUCUUUUGCUAUACCGAGUAACUAUGUGAAAGAGUUUUUGGAUAAUUCAAAGAAACAUGCAAUAAGAGGACCUAACCAUACAAAACGAAAAUAUCUGGGUAUAACAAUGAUAACCCUAUCCCCUCAGCUUGUAAUAGAACUUCAGUUGAGAAGCACCCAAAUUCCUAGAGAUAUGCAAAGUGGAGUUUUAAUUUGGAAAGUAAUUUAUGGAUCACCAGCUCAUUCAGCUGGGCUACAUCCAGGUGAUAUCAUAACUCAUGUUGAUGGUAAACAAGUAUCAGGGACUAAUGAUGUAUAUUCAAUGUUGGAAAACUCAGUUGCAAAUGCUUUGGUCUUAACAGUGUUUCGUAAUGGUAGAAGUAUGGAUAUCAAAGUGAUACCAGAACCUUAGAACAAUACUCUUGAUUAAAUUUAAGAAUGAACCAAUAAAUUUUUUAUUGAAUGUGUUACAUAA
Messenger RNA from Harmonia axyridis, 1414 nucleotides. Its product is annotated as serine protease HTRA2, mitochondrial-like. Gene Ontology annotation, biological process: programmed cell death; positive regulation of apoptotic process; proteolysis. Bases 152 to 1351 code for a protein of 399 amino acids. The transcript is spliced from 3 exons. The record is from RefSeq and is a predicted model, not a curated record. NCBI's taxonomy places the organism in Eukaryota, Metazoa, Arthropoda, Insecta, Coleoptera, Coccinellidae. Gene Ontology annotation, molecular function: serine-type endopeptidase activity; protein binding.